Messenger RNA from Helicoverpa zea (corn earworm), 744 nucleotides. RefSeq names its product nuclear nucleic acid-binding protein C1D-like. Gene Ontology annotation, biological process: regulation of gene expression; maturation of 5.8S rRNA. NCBI's taxonomy places the organism in Eukaryota, Metazoa, Arthropoda, Insecta, Lepidoptera, Noctuidae. Gene Ontology annotation, molecular function: DNA binding; RNA binding. Bases 8 to 442 code for a protein of 144 amino acids. The record is from RefSeq and is a predicted model, not a curated record. The transcript has a single exon. Gene Ontology annotation, cellular component: exosome (RNase complex); nucleolus.
AGCAAACAUGGAUUGGGACUUGAAAUACGGCGAAUUAGCGAAGGAUAAAGACUUCGUUAACAACUGCGAGAGCCUCAAGGAGAAUUUAAUGGAAGUACAAGAGGUACUAGACCAAUUGUUACCCCUUAAAGAACACUACGAUAAGAUGACACUGCCCUCACAAAUUGAACUCGAUUUAUUCUUGGCGUUCACCUUGAAUUCACUUCAUUGGAUUCAUUUGAGGAUACAAGGCAUCGACCCGACGAAACACCCGAUCAAAGAUGAACUCCAAAGAAUAAAAGCUGUGAUGUUGAAAUGGCAAGAAGUAAAAGAUCGAGAAAAGCGGCCAGUUGUGGACGUAGAAGCUGCAAAGAGGUUUAUCAAGAGCGGGUUGUAUGAUCCAUAUAAAGCUACAGCAAGACCACCUAACAAGAAGAUAAAAUUCUCUGAUAAUGAUGAAUGAAUGCAAAUCUAUAAUCCAAAAUCAUUUAAGACUGAAAAUCAGGUUCCAUGAGAGUAAACAUGAAGCUCUCAGUAUAUCAAUCAUCCAGUCAGUCAUUACUUCAUCACCACUCACCAGACAUUAUUCACCAUGAAGAUAAUCAAAUGAGUUCCAGUUCCACCUCCAAUUAGUAGAUAAGUAUUUAGCUGUAAUGUUAUUCUAGAUUGCCAAUAUGUUACUUGUGUUCAUAGAUGUAAUAUACUAAACAAGAUUGUGCACGCUCAAAAUAUAUAUUUACGAAAAUGAACUCUAUUCCAACGCAA